Messenger RNA from Rotaria sp. Silwood1, 4128 nucleotides. The record is from the annotation of a GenBank genome assembly. NCBI's taxonomy places the organism in Eukaryota, Metazoa, Rotifera, Eurotatoria, Philodinida, Philodinidae.
AUGACACAUUCACAGAAGCCAAGAGUCAAUGUGGAAUUACCUAGAGCACUUUGGUUGGUCUCGUCAGAAUAUAAUACAACAUCACAGGGUGCAAUUCUUAGAGAUCAAAUUGAAGAUAUUUUUGGAAACAUUCAUGUAAAGGAAAAUAUAAAAGAUUGUGAAAAAUUUAUUCGAGAUAAACAUGGCAAUCCACAAUAUGAACAAAUUUUUUUUAUUAUUCAUAUUGAUUUUUUUCACCAAAUUCUUAAUCAAGAUAUUCAUGAUAUUCGUGUAAUCGAAUCUAUAUUUAUUUUCAAUCCGACAAAAUUUAAUAUAAAUAUCUCAUUUGAACAAUAUAGCAAAGUUCAUAGAAAAAUUUUUAUCGAUCCCAAAGAUCUACUAAUCGAACUUUCGAAUAAUGUUAGUAUAUUUUCAGAAAAAUGGCGUAUUCCGCUAUCAACACUUAAAGGAUGUCAUAUGGAAAGAACAACAAAUGUUGUCAAUAAUAUUGCCGAUUAUUCUGAAUUAUGGUAUCCACUUUUCAUCGAUUUACUCUUCGAUCUGCCUCUAUCAACAGAUUUUACUUAUCAAGAACAUCGAAAUCAUUUUGCCAAUCAAUGUCAACGUUUCUAUGCACAUAGUCCGCGGCAUCUUGUCGAAAUUGCAGAUUUUAUUUCAUCAUCAAAUUCAAGCUAUACACCUAACUGUGCAAUCAAUUAUUAUACCCGUGAUACAUUUCUUUAUAAACGUGUUAACAAAGCACUUCGUCAACAAAAUAUUGAAGCAAUAUUUGCUUUUCAUUUUCUCUUACUUGAUAUACGUGCACAAUUAUUGAAUGCUUAUAAUGAAUUUUCUAGUUUAUAUGAGAUAGGUGAUAUCAUGACAUUUUAUAGAGGUCAAUUACUGUUUAAAUAUGAAAUCGAUGCUUUGAAUGAAAAACGUCGAGAUGGUUCCUUAAUCACAGUCAAUAGUUACUUUUCGACAACUAUCAUGCGUAAUGUUGCUUUAACCUAUAUCAAAGGUGCUCCAAAUGAUUCAUUAAUACCAGUGAUGAUUGAAAUAAGUGCCGAAUUCAAAACUUCUGCUAAAGUAUGUCGUAAACCAUUUGCAUAUAUUGGCCACUUAAGUGCAUAUAGGUCUGCAGAAUACGAAGUUUUAUUUUCGAUUGGAUCAUUUUUCCGUAUUGAUCACAUUGAAUUCAAUGAUAAUGAUCAAUUAUGGACAGUAAAAAUGACAUUUAUCUUCGAUGAGGAUCAUUAUACUGUUACUAACGAUUACAACUCAUUGCAAACAUGUACUAUCGAAGAGAAAAUUAUAAAAGUUGGUAAUCUUCUAUCACAUCAUAAUGAACAAUGUAAAACAAAUAAAGCUAAUAUUUUUUAUCAACAUUUAUUAACGCAUAGUUUUAAUCAGACUAUCAAGGCAGCAUGUCAUGUUGGUUUGGGUUGGCUAACACUUCAACAAAAACAGUACGAUAUAGCUAUUGAUUAUGUAGAACAAGCUUUAAAUAUAUGCAAACAAUUAGGAAAUGAUUCAUAUUUAAAUUAUUUAUAUGUGAUAAGUUAUUGUUGCAUUGGUGCUAUAUAUCGACAAAAGAAAGACUAUAUGAACGCACUAGAAUUUCAUAUGAAAGCAUAUAAGAUAGAUAAUAAGAUAAUUUCAAUUGAUAAAUAUGCAUUUUAUAAUUCAUUUGUUCAUAUAGCUUCAAUAAAUAUUGCUUCACUUUAUAAACUUACCAACCGUAUCAAUCUUUCUUGGGCAAUGUUCAAAGAUAUAUUAACUUAUGAAACGAAUAAAUCAAAUCAAUUUCAUUCUGCUAUAUAUUUAGCUAUUGCUGAAGCUGGUCUUUCUGAUAUUAUAAAUUCAAAAAAUAUAAGUGAAGAAAUCAAAUGGUCUAAUAAUUGGAAAGCGUUUUUUGAUUUAAGUUUUCAUGAAAUAUCAUCAACUUAUCGUCAAUGCAUAAUUUCAGGUGCAUUAUCUAUUGGUUUUAAAUUUCGAAAUAAUGAACGAUCGUAUGAUAAUGCAAUUAUUUGUUUUGAAAAAGUAAUUCAAAUAUCGAAAAAAUAUCUGAAAAUUUGUCCUGACUACUAUGGCAAUAUUCUUCAAUGUUAUCAGCAAUUGGCUCAAAUUUAUCGAUUAAAACAUAAAUAUUUAAUGGCAAUUAAUUGUGCAUCAGAAAUUUUAAAAGUAUGUCAUGUAGAUGAUUUGAAAGCAAUUUAUGAUUGUUAUACAAGUUUGGUUGAUAUUUAUGAAGAACAAUAUAAAGAGAUUUGUUCAACACCAAGUCCAGAUGAUAUUCAUUUAAAAUUAUGUGAUUCAGAUUUAUCAUUACCUCCUUUUCAGUUUAAAAUUGUAGAAAACAUGUUUCAAUUUGAACGUGACGAAUUCGCAUUUGGACAAUUUAAAAAAGGUCUUAAUCCUAAUAUAAUUCAUGAGAAAAAAUUGGAACGUCGUCUUGCCUAUUUUUGUUUUAAGUUAGCUGCUCUUAACCAAGAACAAAAUGAUACAAUUAAAGCGAAUCAAUUGCUUCAUCGUUCUAUUGAACUCAUACCAAAUGAUAUGAAUGUACAGUUUAUUUUCAAAACUAAUCUAAAUUAUCUCGAAGGUAAUUUUGGACAAAUCAUUAAUUUUUAUCAAUCUGAUCUUGAACAACGUCAUAAACAAGAUCAAGAAUUGUGUAUUGGUGAAGAUGCCUUUUGUUAUAUAGCUCAUUUAUACAAAAUGGAAAACAAUUUGAUUAAAGAAUAUAAUUGGUAUAUUGAUGCAAUCUAUUAUUUUGAAGAACAUCCACACUUAUGUAAACAUACUCGAACAUGUUUUUUUAAAUUGGCCUUCUACUAUCGAACAAAACAUGAUUUAACAUCAUGUAUCUCCAUUUAUAGAAGAUUUAUUCAUUAUUUAUUAGUAUAUAGUAAUAAUACCUGUAAAUUCCAUCGAUCUAUUGUAAACAUUAUUGAAUUGAGUUUUGAAAAAAUGAUCAAUGAUGAAAAACGAAUCAUAACGAUUCUCGAGUAUCUUGUUCAACUAGUGACGAAAAAAUCAAAUGAUUUAAUUCAUAUCGAUGAAGAAUUUCAGAAAAUUAUCGCUCAAUAUCGAGGAAACAAUAAGUAUUUACAUAUAACUGCACAAAUUUAUGAAUUCUAUGUUGAAUUCAUGUCACAAAAUGUUAAUUUAACUUUGUAUGUGCGAACUAUUAUGCCUACUUUCCUGAAAACAGCACUCAAUUAUCAACUCAUUGAUAAUCCAUUGGCAGCUAUCAAUAUUUAUCAACGUUUUAUUGAAAUUAUCUUAAAAUAUUUCGAUGAUCGAGAACACAUUGUCUCAGUAUUUACACAAAUAGCUCUUGAAUCUGAAAAUAUAAAUAAUCAAAUUGAAAUGAUCAUUCAUAUUUAUGAUGAACUGUGUACAUUCAUUUAUGAAUGUCCCGCAAAAAUUAUAUUUAAAGAUGAUGAUAUUAUUGCUCUUAUUAUCGAUCGUUUACGAAUGCUUGGAGAUCGUUUCUAUAAAUCGAUUAUUCCAAUUCAUAAAAAAAUAAUUCAAAUUCUACGUUACUAUUGUGACAAAGUGAAUCCUGAAUUCGAUAAACAGCAUUAUUUAAAACUUAUUAGAUAUUAUUAUAAAAAAAUGGCUAUUAUUGAUACAACGUCUACGAUCGAUAGUUAUUCAAAUCUACUUGAAAUAUAUCUUAAUUAUGACUCAACAAAUUUCGAAAAUAUUCAAUCUGAAAUUAUCUUUUUGAUCGAAGAUAGACCUAAGGAAAUGCUUGAAAUUUUAAUAAAAGUUUGUAUCAAUUAUGUGCCAUUAAUACGGAGUAUACAUCGACGCCUAAUUUGUGUUGAAAAAACAAAUGAACCAAUACCAAAAUGUCGAUCUGAGUACAUUAAUUCAAUGAUAAUCAAUUAUGAGAAACAAUCUAUGAACUGUUUAUUAUCAAAAAAUCAAGAAGCUAGUGGAAGAUGUUGGCAAGAAUGUAUAUGUCAUCUUCUGGACUUACAAGCAAAGUAUGAUGAACGCAUUGCUACUUGUUAUCUUCAAAUUGGUGGUUCGACACAAGCCAUCCGCGUUUUUGAUCCUAUCAUCUAUACUGAACUUGCACCUUUAUAUUGCCCUCAAGCUUAUCAACGAUAUAUCAAGUUUGUUGUCUCAUAA